AUCUACAUCCAUAUGGUUUCUAUGCAAACAUCCACAACUUUCUAGAAGGUUUUUACAUUUUUGUAUAUCUUGGCUGUCCUAUUAAAACAAAAUGUUUAUCAGAAGAAGGACUAUGUUAAGGAAUGAGAGAGAAAUAAACGACGUCAACAGGGAAAAAAUGGAGGCGGUUUUUCAUCAGUGUGAUAUGGGCAAGAAAGGUUAUUUAUCUAGAGAAGAUCUUAAGAUAGCGGUGGUCAUGCUGUUUGGAUACAAGCCAUCCAAGUCAGAGACAAACAUCUUAAUGGAAAAUGGCUCUUCUAAAGGCGGUUCAGGAGUCCCACUAGAGCAGUUUAUGUCUCUCAUGGUGAGGAAGAUGUCAGCAGAAGAUCCAUAUGAGAAGACGAGGCAGAUCUUCACUGCGUUUGAUGUACACUGUCAUGGCUUUUUGAAGCUGGAGGACUUUAAAAGUGCCUUCAAGCGAGUGGCUCCUCGUCUGCCAGAGAGAACAGUUCUGGAGGCUUUCCGACAUGUGGACCAGGAUUCUGACGGUCAUAUCAGCUUCAAGGACUUUGAAAACGUCAUCUGCUAUGGUUUGGCGAACAGUUGAGGCACAUAAAAAGAGAGUUUUGGAACUGCAAUACAGACCUUAUCAUCACUGUGCUGUGAAGAAAACAAACCCAAAACAUCUGUAUUCUCAACGUAACAUACAGUAUUGUUUCUUUUUUAUUAUUAUUUAAAGCUUUGAUAGUCAGGUGUUCACACAGACUUUCCAAUAGAUCGUUUUUAGCAAUUUAGAGACACCAUUUGGGCUUGUCUGUUGAAAGACAGAGUAACUUCAGAUGCUUGACAUCAGGGUUUGAUGAUGAGUUUUGAUGUCAUAUCGAUCAAGUUGGUCCGAGGCAACACUGUGUAAUGGAGAACCGCACAUUUCUAUUGUGCAGUUGCCUUACAAACUGCAUUCAAUUUAACCCAACCUCUCAUGGUCUUAUUAACUGGCUGAGCGAACAAUAUUGCCUUCCCUAACCUCACUCCCCUAUCCCUCUGAUAUUUUGUACUCAGUACCUCAUAAAAUGCCUUCUUUGAGUUCUGUCACCCUAUUUUACAACACAUGGGUUGGAUCUUUAAAGGACCAGUUCCCCCAAAAAUGAAAAUACUUUCAUAAUUCACUCCCAUACGACUUUCUUAUGCGGUACACAAAAGGAGAUGUUUCAAUGAAUAUUACGGGCUGUCUUUAGGAAAAAAUGCUUCCCUUUAAAGCUUAAAUAAUUCACCAAAAGUGUGAUAAAUGUAGUCCAUGUGACAGCAAAUUCCAAAUCUUCUAAAGGGAAAUGAUACUUUUGGGGUUGUAUCUCAUCAAACCGAAGUAUUUUUCAGUCAAAACUUGAGCGCUAAUUAACUCAAGUUCUCAAGUACUCAACGUUUGUUUACAGCAAGUAAACAAUGCUUUUUUAAAUUAUGAAAUAAUUAAUAACAGUAUGUGCUACUGCUUGAUAAAGUCACAAUUGUCGCCUCUAAGCAAAAUGUGCUUAAAAAAUAUUUUCCAAAAGACGCAAAAUUUACCCUCAAACAAAAUCAGUGGCUACAUAAAAACAUGUUCAAGGAGAGAAAAAAUGUAAAUGCUUUAUCAAUCUCUAUGCUUGGGUCUCUAUUAACUGCCAUUGUAGUGAAAAGAAGGAGUAGGAUCUUCAUUAAAACAUUUCCUUUUGUCUUUAACAUAAGAAAGCCACAUCGAUGUUUGGAACAAUAUGAGUAAACUAUGACAGAAUUAAAACUUUUAGGUGAAGCAUUUCUUUAAAUGUCCCCUCCCUUAUUUCCAAUUUUGCAAGAAAUAAGCAGGUUGCCUUGAAACUUGAUAUUGAUCAGAUUCAAUGAGAUUCAGACGCUUGAGAUUGUGUGACUUCCCUUGUUACAUGUGAUUAUGGAACUGUAAAUACUUGUUUGUGUUUUGAGAGAUUUGUUG
Messenger RNA from Xyrauchen texanus (razorback sucker), 1939 nucleotides. It is a transcript of the gene efcab11, whose product is annotated as EF-hand calcium binding domain 11. Gene Ontology annotation, molecular function: calcium ion binding. The coding region runs from base 92 to 586 and encodes 164 amino acids. The transcript is spliced from 6 exons. NCBI's taxonomy places the organism in Eukaryota, Metazoa, Chordata, Actinopteri, Cypriniformes, Catostomidae. The record is from RefSeq and is a predicted model, not a curated record. Gene Ontology annotation, cellular component: cytoplasm.